Molecule: messenger RNA, 609 nt
Organism: Homarus americanus (American lobster)
Lineage: Eukaryota; Metazoa; Arthropoda; Malacostraca; Decapoda; Nephropidae
Product: formin-like protein 5
Exons: 2
Source: RefSeq, a predicted model, not a curated record
CGGUGCUCGUGUGACGGUGCCAGCAUCCUCGCUGUGAUCAGUGCAGCUCACACGCCCUCUUGCAAAGUUUUAUUUGACUACCGGUGACUAUUACAGACUAUGAUGGUUAAGGGGUCAACCUCUACCUGCUAACACAAGGUGCCCAGUGAACAGGUACUCGUCUGCCAUCAUCGGUGUCCUUCAAGCAUCCAUCAGAGAGGCGAGAACGACUGAUUUCAACAUGACGAUGGACCUCAUGUCGAGCGAGGCGCCCCUCAAGAUGCUGUCCAUGAGUACGGGCGGCCUGGGCAAGGACACGGCGUCCCUGUUGGAGGAGCGAACUCCCACGACGCCCGAGGGGCUGUGGCGCGCCUUCCUGCAGGGCUCCCACCACCACCCACCGCCCACCACCCAGAGGUUGGACGCACUAGAUCGACCGCUCUCACCUGAGUCUCCGGGACCUGCCCUGGUGCCGCCCUCAGGAGUGGGCGGUAGGGCGUCUCCUUCGCCGCCCCCGCCCCUCACCUCCGUCUGCGACACCCACGGUCAGUGCGGUAUAAAGCACGUCUCUCCUUCUUGCACUCCUCGUCCAGUUUUAGCUAAAGGAUAUUGCCGUCACCCAUGCAUGCC